Molecule: messenger RNA, 3716 nt
Organism: Nothobranchius furzeri (turquoise killifish)
Lineage: Eukaryota; Metazoa; Chordata; Actinopteri; Cyprinodontiformes; Nothobranchiidae
Product: voltage-gated delayed rectifier potassium channel KCNH8
Biological process (GO): potassium ion transmembrane transport; regulation of membrane potential
Cellular component (GO): plasma membrane
Molecular function (GO): voltage-gated potassium channel activity
Source: RefSeq, a predicted model, not a curated record
GUGUGUCGAGAGAGAGUUUGGAGUGCAGCACACCCAUGCGUAAAUGUGACCAUCCUCUCCGUGUUCCCUCCAUCCCUCCCAUCCCGCCUUCACCCUCCAGCGGAUCCUCUUCACCUCUAACGCCCGGAUCACCUGCGCGGUGGUCGGGGGCCACUUUUGGACCGUGGAGUCCCGCUUGUCUCGGCUCGGCGCCCUCCUCCAGGGCUUAGGGGGAGCGUCGGGGAACUCCUCCAGGUUCCUGCCGGGCUUCGUGUCCACCUCCGGGGAGAGUCAUGGCGCGGAGCGGCGGGAGCGACGCGGCUCGACGCGCUCCCGGAUGCCGGUGAUGCGGGGUCUGAUUGCGCCUCAGAACACCUUCCUGGACACCAUUGCAACUCGGUUCGAUGGAACCCACAGUAACUUCGUCCUGGGAAACGCUCAGGUCCAGUCCCUCUACCCAAUAGUGUACUGUUCGGAUGGCUUCUGCGAGCUGACUGGCUUCGCCCGCGGCGAGCUGAUGCAGAAGAGCUGCAUGUGUCACUUCCUGUACGGCAGCGAGACCAGCGACCGCAUCACCUCACAGAUGCAAAAAGCUCUGGAUGAACGCCGGGAGUUCAAGACUGAGAUAAUCCUGUACAAGAAGAGUGGUGCCAAGUUCUGGUGUUUGCUGGACAUCGUUCCAAUCAAGAAUGAGAAGAGUGAGGUGGUUCUGUUCCUGGUCUCACAUAAGGACAUCACAGAGAACAGGGACCUGGACCAGGUCAACGACUCUGACACUGAUGAGGAAACCAGCCAUGAGAUCCGCCCGAUCAGUCGGCCUCCAGGAUGCAACAUGGAGCGCCGGCGCAGUCGGGCCGUCCUCUACCAGCUGUCUGGACAUCUCCAGAAACAGGACAAGACCAAAACCAAGCUCAAGAUCAACAAUAGUGUCCUUGGGGCCAACGCUAACCCGAUCCCUGAGUAUAAGGUGGCCGACGUCCACAAGUCCCGCCUCAUCCUCCUUCAUUAUGGUGCAUUCAAGGCUGGCUGGGAUUGGCUGAUCUUGCUGGCCACCUUCUAUGUCGCCAUCACCGUUCCCUACAACGUCUGCUUCACCGCCAUGGAGAUACGAGAGGAUGGCGGCACAGCAGCACGAAACCCUCCCAGCGUCAGCGACAUCCUGGUGGAGAUACUUUUCAUCAUCGACAUCGUGCUAAACUUCAGAACGACCUACGUGAGCACCUCCGGGCAGGUCGUGUAUGAUCCCCGCUCCAUCUGCAUUCACUAUGUCACCUCCUGGCUGUUUGUGGAUCUGAUUGCUGCGCUGCCCUUUGACCUUCUCUAUGCCUUCAACAUCAGCGUGAACUUUGGGGUUCACCUACUGAAAACUGUGCGUCUCCUGCGCCUCUUGCGCCUCCUGCAGAAGCUGGACCGGUACUCCCAGUACAGCGCUGUGGUUCUGACUCUGCUCAUGUCCACCUUCGCUCUGCUGGGCCACUGGAUGGCCUGUGUCUGGUACUUUAUUGGACGCAGCGAGAUUCAGGGUAAUAACCCCGCCACCUGGGACAUAGGCUGGCUCCAUGAACUGGCCAAGCGUUUGGGAACUCCUUACUUCCUGACACCACUGACCUCCCUGCUGGAAGAGGCACCUCACAGCAGCAUGACAGCAGGGCUGGUGAACUACAGCCAGUGGGCCGGCUCCGGGCUGAACGGGACCGGGUCUGUGGCUUCAGGCGGUAGGACCAGAGUCAGGGCGCUAAACGGUACUGGGAUGUCGCUGAGCGGCGGGCCGUCUGUCAGGAGCUCCUACGUGACGUCGCUGUACUUCGCCCUGAGCAGUCUGACCAGCGUGGGCUUCGGAAACGUCUCGGCCAACACAGACACAGAGAAGAUCUUCUCCAUCUGUACCAUGCUGAUAGGAGCGCUCAUGCACGCCGUCGUGUUUGGGAAUGUGACCGCUAUCAUUCAGAGGAUGUACUCACGCCGUUCGCUCUACCACACCCGCACCAAAGACCUGAAGGACUUCAUCCGAGUGCACCGGCUGCCGAAGGCUCUGGAGCAGCGCAUGAUGGAGUGUUUUCAGACCACCUGGUCAGUCAACAACGGGAUCGAUGUCAGCGAGCUGCUGAAGGACUUCCCUGAUGAGCUGCGAGCGGACAUAGCCAUGCACCUGAACAAAGAGCUGCUGCAGCUGCCGCUGUUCGAGUCAGCCAGCAGAGGGUGUCUGCGUUCGCUCUCCCUGAUCAUCAAGAACUCCUUCUGUGCUCCAGGAGAGUUCCUCAUUCGCCAGGGAGAUGCUCUUCAGGCCAUCUACUUCGUGUGCUCGGGAUCCAUGGAGGUCCUGAAGGACAACACGGUGCUGGCUAUUUUAGGUCGAGGCGACCUGAUCGGCUCGGACUAUCUGACGCAGGAGGAGGUGAUCAAGACCAACGCCUGCGUGAAGGCCCUCACCUACUGCGACCUGCAGUACAUCAGCCUCAAAGGGCUCCGCGAGGUGCUCUGCCUCUAUCCAGACUACGCCCAGAAGUUCAUCAAGGAGAUCCAGCACGACCUGACGUACAACCUGCGGGAAGGACACAACACUGAGGCAAACUGCGAGAGCAAUGGCGGCAUCAUGAAGAAGCUUCCAUCCAUUAGAGAAGAUGAAGAGGGUUCGGGCUCUGAGGGUGAACGCUCCCCUCUACCCAAGAUGUCUUCCCUGGGCAGAUUAGGGCGAGGCCUGCGCUCCCCGCUCCGCUCCCCUCUGAGAUCACCGCUACUCCCGCCAAGACCCUUCAGACCGGUGAGCGACCAGAGCCGCCCCUCCAGCCUGCAGAUUCCUGUGGUGAGCUUCAGCUGCCUGCAGACGGACCUCAGCCCUCGGUUUGUGGACGGGAUCGAGACGGAGAACCCCGGCACUUCCACUCACAAGUUUGACUUUUCGCCGAGUGUGACUCGGAGUUUCCUACCCAGCCCUGCGUCGGCUGCUGCAGGAGCCCAGGAUGGAGGCGACACCAUGCAGACUAUUGCAAAGCUAAAACACGAGAUGUGCGUCCUUUCCCGUCAAGUCUCCUCUGUGAGUCAGGAGCUGCAGGAGAUGACGCGCCUCCUCAGACCUCUUUUCCACAACUCUUCCUCGCUGCUGAUACCCUGCACCAUGACUCCGCCCCCCAGCGUCUCCUCUCAGAGCUGCUCGCCAGCCCCACCCCUGCUGACCCGACACACGCCCGUGGAUUGUCCAGAUGUUACACCUGUUCCCGUCCAGGUCCCAGAGCUCGGCCCUCAGCUGAGCUCACGUGAGACGCUUCAGGAAGACUUUGAUCCACUUUGGGGUCCCAGAACCGCCUCCCAUCACAUGACUCCGCCCCUUUCUCACUGCUCAGCUCCUCCUUCGCUUAAUGGCUCUCCUCACAUCCACUCGCAUCCCUGCCCCAUCCCUCCUCCGUCUUCAUCCAGCCACCCAUCAUUCACCUCUCCCCUCCUGGUGGACUUAUCAGAACCUCUACCCGACUCCCAGAGACCCCCGCUGGGCCUGCGGGAGCACGGCACCCAGCUCAGCUUCGUGGACGAAGGCCAGCCUUCAGAGUGAUCAUACACAACCAGGAAGUGGACAGACAACGGACCAGCAUGCACCACGACCAACUGCAUGAUGAACAUUUGCCCAGUUGGUUUUGGGAGUUACGAUGUAAAUAUGUUGUCUUUAAACAGUUUCCUGUUUAAAAAGAUCUAAUAAUAAAGUUAUUUAAAGGUGCGUCUGUUUGUAGAGGACUGAGCUGAGU